AUGAUGAUGAGCGGAGAUAAUUCAAAAAAACAUGAAAUAGAAAUACAAAGUAUAUCAAAAAAUGAAAUGAGAUUUAUAUUAUAUAACAGUAAUACAGCAUUAGCAAAUGCCCUUAGAAGAAUAAUGCUAUCAGAAGUCCCAACAUUAGCAGUUGAUAUAGUUAAUGUAUAUGAAAACACAAGUCCAUUUCAUGAUGAAUUUAUAGCACAUAGAAUAGGUUUAAUACCUAUAGAUAGUAGAAACAUAAAAAGUUAUGAGUUUAGAGAACGAUGUAAAUGUAAAGAAACUUGUUCUCGAUGUACUGUUCAAUAUAUUAUUGAAGUAAAAUGUAAUAAUGCUAAUAAAAUAGAUGUAUCACAUUAUGAUAUAGAAGCACUAGAUCAUGAACCUAAUAUUCCUAUGCCUAUACCCAAUGAUAAUAAACAUAAUAAUAUUGAUAAAAUGGACACUGCUAUACCUAUUGUCACAUUAUCUAAAAAUCAAACUCUACAUAUGAAAUUAACAGCCACAAAAGGAAUUGGGAAAAUGCACGCAAAAUGGAUACCAGCUAAUGUAUCCUAUAUAAUUGAUCAUAAAAUUGUAAUUAAUCAUCAGGAAGUUGAUAAAAUGCCAAAAGAACAUAAAUUAAUAAUAUCUAAUAAUUUAAAUCCUGAUUGUUAUAUAUUAAAAGAAAUGGAUGAUGAUCGAGAUGUUGAAUUACAAUUAAGUGAAAAUAUGUCAGUUGUGAUGGCAGAAAGUUGUAGAGAUACAUUAACCGAAUUAGGAUAUAAUAAAGAUAUUGUUAAAAUUAUUUAUGAUGAAACUAGAUUUCAUUUUAAAGUUGAAUCAGUUGGUUCAAUGCCUCCUGAACAGAUUGUUGAAAUGGCUAUAGAAAUUUUAGAAAGUAAGUUAAAAGACUUAGAACCACAAAUUAAAGCCUCAUUUUAUUCUAUUGAGGAGGUUGCAAAGCAACUAAAGGAACAGGGAGUAUCCCUAUAUGGAAUUCAAUUGGAUUUGGAAUAA
This is a messenger RNA of Plasmodium vinckei vinckei, 1002 nucleotides long. Its product is annotated as DNA-directed RNA polymerase II subunit RPB3, putative. The record is from RefSeq and is a predicted model, not a curated record. Gene Ontology annotation, biological process: DNA-templated transcription. Gene Ontology annotation, molecular function: DNA binding; DNA-directed RNA polymerase activity; protein dimerization activity. The transcript has a single exon. Gene Ontology annotation, cellular component: RNA polymerase II, core complex. The coding region runs from base 1 to 1002 and encodes 333 amino acids. NCBI's taxonomy places the organism in Eukaryota, Apicomplexa, Aconoidasida, Haemosporida, Plasmodiidae.